AUGCGCGCCGCACCGCUGCUCGAUGCGUCGCUCUCGGUGGCGCUUCCCGGCGAGCUCAAGCUGGCUUCCCAUGCUUGCGUCUUUGAAGUGUAUCCGAGCUACAGCAAGACCUCGGGUGUCUCGGGGACGCUCGUUCUGACCAACUACCGCCUGCGCUUUGAGCCGACGCAGACUAUGUCGAGCACGGCCCACCCGAUGCUGAUGGUGGCCAUGAACGAAGGCAUGCCCACGGCCGCUGUUGCCAAGCUGCUAUACCCGCAGAGAAAUGGCCAGUACGACAACCGCAAUGCGGCGCCGACCCAGCUCCUCGUCCAGUUUCGGAACCUGCGGACGUGGUGCCUCCGCGGCAACGUCCAGGACCUCAUGCUCACGCUCAACCGGCACUGCUUUGGCAUCUCUGCCGCGAGCCUCUUUGCCUUUGCCCGCGGCAACAUGGUCUCGAGCGACCUCAACGGCCACGCGCUGUACGACAUCCGCGAUGACUUCGCCGCCAUGGGUGUGCAGCUCGGACACGGUCCGUUCCGGCUCACGGAGCUGAACCGCAAUUUCACGCUCUGCCCAACGUACCCAGCGUUGUUUGCCGUGCCGUCGCGCAUGACGGACGCGCAGGUGGCGUCAGUGGCCGAGUUUCGGUCCAAAGGCCGCAUGCCGCUGCUGUGCUGGGCGCACGCGAGUAACACGGCGAGUCUCUGGCGCUGCGCGCAGCCCAAGCGCGGUAUCUUCAACGCCCAGAGCAGCGACGACGAGCACAUGCUGCUGCUCAUCGCGCAGAGCAACCACGUGAACCAGCUCGUUUGGAUCGUCGACUGCCGCCCCGAACUCAACGCGCGGGCCAACAACCUCAAGGGCGGCGGCACGGAAAGUGCAAGCAUUCGCCACGCGACCGUGACGUUCAUGGACAUUGCCAACAUCCACGCGAUGCGCGAGAGUCUCGAGAACGUGCGCGGGCUCCUUCAGUCGCUCCACCCCGACCUCGACAUGACGUGGCACGCGCGCGUCGAGGAGACCAAGUGGCUCUUCCACAUUCGCCGCGUGCUCUCGACCGCCGUGCAGACGGCGCAGGCGAUUCAUUGCACGGCGCAGACGGUCGUCGUGCACUGCAGCGACGGCUGGGACCGCACCGCCCAGGUGUGUGCGCUCGCACAGCUCCUCUUGGACCCGCGCUAUCGGACGCUCGAGGGCUUUAUGCAGCUCAUUGAAAAGGAGUGGAUCAAGGCCGGGCACAAGUUUGAGGACCGUAUUAGCGCUGGCAAGGCCGAGAGUACGUCGCCCAUGCCAUUCAAACGCCUGAGAACCCAUGUAGACGACGAGAACUCGCCCGUGUUUCUCCAGUUUCUCGACUGCGUGUGGCAGCUCGGUCGACAGUACCCGACGCACUUUGAGUUCAACCAUCGCGCGCUCCGAUGCAUCUUUGAGGCGACGAUCUCCGGGCGCUUUGGCACGUUUCUCGCCAACUGCGAGCGCGAGCGCCACCAGCUCAACGUGGCAGGCCGGACGCCGUCGCUCUGGAGCUACAUGAUGACGCACCAAAGCGACUUUCUCAACCCAUUCUUCCGACCGUAUGUGCCCGAACGCCACAAGGGCGCGCUCCUUCCACCCCUCUCGACGCUCUUGCGCCGCGUCGUGCUCUGGGACGACCUCUACGGCGAUCCCACGAUUCCUCCGAUGGGCAACCCGACACCGCCGCUCCAUGCGACGCACCACGUCGACAUUGCGGCGACCGCCAGCGACGAUCUCGCGGCCGCGUACGACGCCGCGCAAGCCCGUAUCCGCACCCUCGAAGCGCAACUACGGUCGUCGACGCCGCCGCGGUCCGAGCCCGUCAUUUCGUAUACUAGUACGUCGCAGCCGGCGAUUCCAUGCAUGGCACCGGCGCCCAAGUCCGAGCCGUUGUUUACUGCACCGUUGGCGCCGACGGGGUCGGCGCCACUGAGCACGCCAGCAUCGUCCGCCGCCGCGACGCUCUUCCCCGCGCACGAGCUCUUCCCAGCCCCCGAGCUCUUUCCUGCGCACGAGCUCUUCCCCGCGCAGGAGCUUGUUCCCGCGCAGGAGCUUGUUCCCGCACCCGUGACGGCGACGAUGGCGGGUCUCUCGGAUGCGUGGAAGUGUCGUCUCUGCACCAAGAGCAACCCGAUCGACGCGCUCAAGUGCAGCGUGUGCGGCCGCGCGCCGUGA
Messenger RNA from Saprolegnia parasitica CBS 223.65, 2175 nucleotides. RefSeq lists its product as hypothetical. The transcript is spliced from 6 exons. Gene Ontology annotation, biological process: dephosphorylation. Bases 1 to 2175 code for a protein of 724 amino acids. The record is from RefSeq and is a predicted model, not a curated record. NCBI's taxonomy places the organism in Eukaryota, Oomycota, Saprolegniomycetes, Saprolegniales, Saprolegniaceae. Gene Ontology annotation, molecular function: phosphatase activity.